CGCAAACAUAUGUUUUACACUGGUCAAACUUCAUUCUGAUGUAUAGUUUUCCCUUCUUCCCCUCCGGCUCAUGUGCUACUGGAGUACUGGCCUUCUGGCUUCUGCUGCAAAACGCUCCUGCUUCCGAUAGAAUCCGUUAGGUUAUACAGAGCUUUGACGUGACAACUGUUCUUUGUAUUUAGUAACCUUUCACCUAUUGGUUGUUUUCCUGAAAAGUGGAAAUUCAUUUCCUAAAAGGAAGAAUCGACAUGAGUUCGGAAGGCCAUGGGAAAACGUUGAACUCCCAAGAAAAGCGUAUAGAACGGAUGAAGAAGCUUAAAGAGCUGCAUCUGAAAAGGAAUGAAGCAAGACAGUUGAACCACAAGGAAGUCGUUGAGGAAGACAAGAGAAAAAAGCUUCCUGCUAAUUGGGAAGCAAAACAAAUGCGAGCCGAAUGGGUUAUUAAUGAUGAAGCUCAAAAAGAGGAGGCUAUUAAAAGUGGGCAAGAAUAUGACCGGGUAAAGUUGUUGAACAUAAGUGCAUCAGAAGCAGAACGUUUUGAAUGGAAGAGAAAGAAGAAGAACCCCGAUCAAGGUUUCGCCGAUUAUGAACAAGCGACAGCAAGGCAAUACAACAGGCUAAUCAAAAAUAUCAAACCCGAUAUGGAUGAUUACUGCAGGCAGAGGGAAAGGAUCGGGGAAGCUUUUUACGGCGGGCCGAACACAAUACUUCACGGGCUUCAUAAAGACACCAAGCAAGGGAUUGACAGGAUGGUCGAAGAUUUAGAAAAACAAAUAAUUAAAAGGGAGAAAUACAGUCGAAGGCGUACUCACAACGAUGAUGCAGACAUUGAUUACAUUAACGACAGGAAUAUGAAAUUCAACAAGAAAUUGGAGAGAUUUUAUGGCCAGUACACGACAGAAAUUAAACAGAAUCUUGAAAGAGGAACAGCAGUUUAAUUUGUCCUUACACAAAUGUUUGAUUAUGUAUAUUAAAUAUAAAGUGUAAAAUUUAUGUUUUGAA
Cimex lectularius (bed bug) is the source of this 1002-nucleotide messenger RNA. RefSeq names its product pre-mRNA-splicing factor syf2. Lineage: Eukaryota; Metazoa; Arthropoda; Insecta; Hemiptera; Cimicidae. Gene Ontology annotation, cellular component: catalytic step 2 spliceosome; post-mRNA release spliceosomal complex; Prp19 complex. The transcript is spliced from 4 exons. The record is from RefSeq and is a predicted model, not a curated record. The coding region runs from base 249 to 938 and encodes 229 amino acids.